AUGGCUACUCUUAUUGCCCCCACCAAACAUUCUCCUGUUGAGGAUGCUGAAACUAUCUACAGUGCAUGUAAAGGAUUUGGGACUGAUGAGAAGGCAAUAAUUUCGAUACUGGGUCAUAGAACUGCACAACAGAGGCAGCAAGUCAUAAUCGCUUAUCAAAAGCUUUACCAUGAAGAUCUUGUCAGCUGCCUUGACUCUGAACUCAGCGGAGACUUUAAGAAAGCUGUGCAUCAAUGGAUAUUUGAACCAGCAGAUCGUGAUGCAUUGUUAGCGAAUGAGGCCAUAAAGAAAGCAGUCCCGGACUAUCAUGUGAUCAUCGAGAUUGCUUGCGUUCGUUCUCCUGAAGAACUCUUUGCGGUGAGACAAGCUUACCAGGUGCGCUACAAGCGUUCUCUGGAAGAAGAUGUGGCGGCUCAUACCACCGGCGAUAUCCGCACGCUCCUGGUUGCUUUAGUCAGCGCAUUUAGGUAUGCUGGUGAUGAGAUAAACGAGAGAUUGGCUGAGUCAGAGGCUGGUAUUCUUGAUGAUGCUAUCAAGGAUAAGACAUUUAAUCAUGAAGAAGUUAUGAGGAUUAUAUGUACAAGAAGUAAGGCACAGCUGAAGGCGACUUUCAAUCGCUACAGAGAUGAGCACCAUGGCACUCGCAUCACUAAGAAUCUGAAAGGUGAAGGUAAUCAGGGCGAUGAUUUUGCAGCAGCUUUGCGUACAGCUAUGCGCUGCAUCAAAAACUCAAACAAGUACUUUGUAAAGGUUGUCCACAACGCAAUGAAAGGAGCUAUAACUGAUGAGGAUUCACUAACUCGUGUGAUGGUUACGAGGGCAGAGAAGGACUUAAAGGAGAUCAAGGAGCUUUACUACAACAGGAACAGUGUUAGUUUUGAUCAAGCUGUGGCCAACAACACUUCAGGAGAUUACAAGGACUUCCUUUUAACUCUGUCAGGGAAAGAAGAUUAA
This is a messenger RNA of Pistacia vera, 954 nucleotides long. RefSeq names its product annexin-like protein RJ4. Lineage: Eukaryota; Viridiplantae; Streptophyta; Magnoliopsida; Sapindales; Anacardiaceae. Gene Ontology annotation, molecular function: calcium-dependent phospholipid binding; calcium ion binding. The coding region runs from base 1 to 954 and encodes 317 amino acids. The transcript is spliced from 6 exons. The record is from RefSeq and is a predicted model, not a curated record. Gene Ontology annotation, cellular component: cytoplasm.